Messenger RNA from Brassica napus (rape), 936 nucleotides. RefSeq lists its product as uncharacterized. The record is from RefSeq and is a predicted model, not a curated record. Lineage: Eukaryota; Viridiplantae; Streptophyta; Magnoliopsida; Brassicales; Brassicaceae. The coding region runs from base 122 to 739 and encodes 205 amino acids. The transcript has 6 exons.
CAUGAUCCGUUGGGGUAAUAUGAUAUAUGAUAUAUGUUAGCCUUUGUCUUUCUCUGUCUCUGCUGUCUCAGUGUCACUUUUCAAAUCCAAAACCAAAGAAGCUCAGAGCUGAAGAAAAGCAAUGGCGUCUCCGUCGACUAGGUGGCUUUCAUUCCACGGUUCUCUCUACGCCAAGCCUCAUAUACUUUCUCCGUCGCUUCCACUAGCCUACUCUCCCCUACAAAACCCUAACAACAAGCUGAGUAGGGAGGCGAAGGCCAAGCGAUUGAUAUGCAGAGCGGAGUUUUCACAGGACGCGCCGCUCGCGUCGGCAAUAGGCGCGUGCAUCCUCAGUUCGUUUGUUUUUCCGGUGGCGAAGCGAGUGGAAGACGAGGAAGAGGAGAAGACAGCGAUAGUGUCAACAGAUAUGAGAAUAGCAGCCAUGGGAAUCAUCAGCUUCAUCCCUUACUUCAAUUGGCUGAGUUGGGUCUUCGCUUGGCUUGACACUGGGAAAACGCGUUACGCUGUCUAUGCUCUCGUUUAUCUCCUUCCCUAUCUCAGCUCAAAUCUGUCAAUUUCUCCGGAAGAAAGCUGGUUGCCCAUUACAAGCAUUGUCUUGGGCAUCAUUCAUGUUCAGCUUGAAGCAAGUAUCGCAAAUGGUGAUGUUCAAACUCUUGCAUUUUUCAAAGACACGUCUCAAAACUUUUCUUCAAAGAAAAAACUCCAUUUUGAUUCCAAGGAGAAAGACGGUGACGAUUAAAACCAACCUAAAGGAAGACGAACCCAAAGACACCAGGAGUGAAACACUGAGGGGGAAUAAAAGAAAAUUAAUGAUACGAUGAUUGAGUUAGUUUUGUAACAGGCCCUUCUUCUUCUUCUUCUUCUUCUUCUUUUUUAACCCAAAAGAAAGAAAGAAAAAUAAUAAAAAUUCAAUAAAAAGUGAUUUAGUUCCCAAAA